This is a messenger RNA of Saccostrea echinata, 2770 nucleotides long. Its product is annotated as prestin-like. Lineage: Eukaryota; Metazoa; Mollusca; Bivalvia; Ostreida; Ostreidae. Bases 173 to 2554 code for a protein of 793 amino acids. The record is from RefSeq and is a predicted model, not a curated record. Gene Ontology annotation, molecular function: oxalate transmembrane transporter activity; chloride transmembrane transporter activity; sulfate transmembrane transporter activity. Gene Ontology annotation, biological process: transmembrane transport. Gene Ontology annotation, cellular component: membrane. The transcript has 2 exons.
AAAUAUCACAGAAUUAUUCUAAAGUUUCACUCAUUCUCAGCAACGAACCGAGCAACAUGAGAGGGGAUCUUUGACAAGAAGGAACCUUUAACGCUUAAUGACUUUCAUGCUUGGUGGUCAGAUAGAUGCGUGACAGAUCAUAGGAGAGUAAAAGACCAAAAGUACAGUCAACAUGACUUCUGUGGAAUUCAGACAUCGCUAUGUCGAAAUUGAAGAAAAUAACAACCCGUUAAUGAAGAGAGUGAAGCAAAAUGUAUAUUGUUCGUACAGACGAGUUUGGAAGUUCUGGGCUUACCAUUUGCCGAUUUUGAAGUUUAUUAAGUAUUACAAACUCAAAGAAUAUUUGUUCUCGGAUAUCUUGACUGGGUUAACCAUAGGAAUCAUGCAUAUUCCACAGGCACUGGCAUUUGGGAUGCUGACUUCUGUCAAGGUAGAGAACGGACUCUAUACCUCACUUUGGCCAAUUUUGUUUUAUGUCAUUUUUGGAACAUCGCCUCAUAUUUCCAUGGGGACGAGUGCAGUUAUAUGCAUGGUAACUGCGGGUGUUGUCGAUAUGCAAGCGGAAGUAUUCAAAUCUAAUAACCAACAUUUGUUUCAUGCCCACCUUGCAAAUGCUAAUGGAACUAUGCAAAAUGCAACCACAAUAGAAUGGACGGACAUCCCAGAGUUCAUGGACUUCAAAGAGAAUGUCGCAAUGAAUAUUGCACUGUUUUCGGGCCUCAUUCUUAUUUUCAUGGGAAUGUUCCGGUUGGGAUUUAUCACGUUCUACUUCUCUGUGUCAUUCUUUAGCGGAUUCACUUCCGGUGCAGCAGUUCACAUAGCAACGAGCCAGAUGCCUGCUCUUUUGGGAAUCGCAGUUAAACGAUACUCAGGACCUUUCAAAAUAGUUUAUACCUAUAGAGAUAUAUUUCUUGCCAUAACAACGGUCAAAGUCGCCACAAUACUCAUUUCUAUCAUUUGCAUCGUCAUCUUGCUUGCAGUUAAGGAACUUAACGAGCGUUUUAAGCACAAACUUAAGGCUCCCAUUCCCAUAGAGCUCAUCGUCGUCAUCAUUGCAACUAUUGCUUCCUACGUUUCGAAGUUCGAUGAGAAUUAUGAUGUCGCUGUUGUAGGGGCUAUUCCGAACACCAUACCCGCCCCUGUUUUACCAGACAUAACGGGUGUUCAGUAUUACUUAGGUGAUUGUUUCGUUGUUGCAAUCUUGAUUUUCUCCAACACCAUUGCCAUGGCAAAAAUAUGUGCAAAGAAACAUAACUACGAAUUAAAUGACAAUCAGGAAAUUUAUGCGUAUGGCAUUUGUAAUUUUGCCAGUUCAUUUUUCAAAUGCUUCCCGUCCGCCGUCGCUCCACCUCGUUCGAUGAUUCUCUCUUCCAUGAAUGCAAGGACGACGAUUAGUGGUUUGUUUUCGGCCCUUCUUAUGCUUCUUGUUAUCUUAGCAAUCAGCGAACUUUUCUUUUUCCUGCCUAAAGCUGCCUUAGCAUCCAUUAUUUUGGUGGCCCUGAAAGGACUCUUCGUACAAAUGACGGAUGCCCGUAGGUUUUGGAAAAUCAACAAGUACGAUUUCAUCAUUUGGCUUUGUACAAUUACAUCAGUUGUUUUCAUCGAUAUUGACUUUGGUCUUGGUAUCGGAUUGGCUAUAUCACUUCUCACAGUCGUAUUUCAAAGUCAACGUGCAUCAGCUAUGCGUUUAAUGAAAUACAAUCCAAACUUUAGGACAGUACGAAGCAUUCAAAAGUUAUACUCAUUAAGUCCUGUUAAAAUAUUUGUGUAUAAAUCCAAUAUCUUCUUUGCUAAUGCUGAAAUGUUUAGGAGCAAGCUAUACUCUGCGACUGUCAAUCCAAGAAAGUUUGUGAAAUUGUUGAACAAGAAAAAGGAAAUCGAUGCAAAUAAAAAAGACACUGAAAAGAUCACUCAGAAUGGAGCAAAUGCAACCAAAAAGAUAUCAACUAUUUCCACAGAAAGUGGGUUAAGCAAUGCUUCACCCGUUUUCACGUCUCUAUCUUUAGAAGAUUCUAUUUCAAGUCCCAAUGUUGAAUCGUUCGCCAGCCAACUAGACAAUGUAGAGGCUAACCCCAUACAUUUGGAUUCUGCUUAUGUGUGCUUGCCCCCUCCAUCCCAUGUGUUGAGUUUAGGAUCUAUUGACACAAUUCAAAGCUUAGAAACCAUUGACUCUGGAUUUGACGAAAUUUCUCAUCCAAAACAACUCUUAUCUGAGUACAUGAGAACUCGAGUCAUUAUUCUCGAAAUGGCAUGCGUGAACUACAUCGACGCUUCCGGCUGCAAUCUCAUCGUCCAUAUUCAUAAGGAGUAUUCCAAACUAGGUAUUCGGCUUCUCCUCGCAGGGAUAUCUGAAGAUGUGUCCAAAACAUUAAAGCACUCGGGUGCCUUUGAUGCCAUCCCUAAAGAUGAUCUGUAUCCAGAUCUUACGGACGCCAUUGUAUCUGCAGACGAAUACGUGCUUCAACCUUCCAAAGCAGACCUAAGUCCCACUUCACAUUCUGUAAGCUUCACAGACGAAGAAGCGGCGGAGGAAUCUUAUGUAGUGCAUCUGUAGAGUCAAGUGGUCAAGUACUAUACAUACAAGUUUGCAAUCUACAAGUGAAGUUUUUUUUUAGUUUACAUGGAGGAUGUCUCGUUCUUAUAUUAUUUAAUCUGACUUUGCAGCAAUCUAACAUGUUUCACUGUUAUAUAAUUGCACAUUGAAUUUUUUUUACAUUCAUAUUCAUGUGAAGCAGUUUUAUUUACCAGUUGUGCUAAAUGUGUACUGUGU